This is a messenger RNA of Mauremys reevesii (Reeves's turtle), 1919 nucleotides long. RefSeq names its product acetylcholinesterase-like. Bases 69 to 1772 code for a protein of 567 amino acids. The record is from RefSeq and is a predicted model, not a curated record. The transcript has 4 exons. Gene Ontology annotation, biological process: choline metabolic process; acetylcholine catabolic process. Gene Ontology annotation, cellular component: plasma membrane. Lineage: Eukaryota; Metazoa; Chordata; Testudines; Geoemydidae. Gene Ontology annotation, molecular function: acetylcholinesterase activity.
GACAGAGGGGGGAAGGGAGAGGAGGAAGUGGAAUAACAACUCGAAUUGGAAUCACUCUUGCUGCCGUGAUGCUGGGACUCCUCCCUGCGCUCCCCUGCCUGCUUCUCCUCUCCCUGCUGGGCCCCAGCUCUGGCUCCGAUGACAACGGCACUGUGGUGCUCACCACCAGCGGCCCCAUCCGGGGCAAGCGCCUCCCAGCUGGCUCCGGCACAGUGACGGCCUUCCUGGGCAUCCCCUACGCUGAGCCCCCCGUGGGUGCCUUGCGCUUCCAGAAACCACUUCCCCACCAGCCUUGGAGCCAAGUCCUGGAGACCACCAGCUUCGGCAACGCCUGCCCCCAGUCUCCAUUUCCUAGUUACCCUGAUGCCUAUGUGUGGAAAUCCAAAAUGCCGCAGUCCGAGGACUGCCUCUUCCUCAACAUCUGGGUGCCCAAUCCCCGGCCCCCUGCGCCGGCCCCCAUCCUUGUCUGGAUCCAUGGUAUGGCUUUUGCCUUUGGUGCAGCCUCCCUCGAUGUCUAUGACGGGCGCUUCUUAGCUGCCACCGAGAACGUGAUUGUGGCCUCCAUGAACUACCGGCUGGGGGCGCUGGGUUUCCUGUCUCUGCCCCCAGCCGCCCCAGGGAACGCCGGCCUGUGGGACCAGCGUUUGGCACUGCGCUGGCUGCGGGACAACGCGGCUGCCUUUGGUGGGGACCCAGCUCGUUUGAUGCUCUUUGGCCAGUGUGCUGGCGGUUCCUCAGUUGGCUUCCACCUCCUCUCCCCGGGCAGCCGGCCCCUUUUCACCCGCGCCGUGCUGCAGAGCGGUGCCCCAACAGCACCAUGGGUUUGGAGUUCCCUCGAGGAGGCCCAGAAGAGAGGCCAGAGGCUGGGCCAGCUGCUGGGUUGCACCGAUAGCGAUGACACGGCCCUGGUGGGCUGCCUGCAGGGGAAGGCAGCAGGGGAGUUCCUCAAAUAUGAGUUCUCCAUCUUGCGCGGCAAGAAGCAGCUGGGGUUUCCCUUUGUGCCAACUGCAGAUGGGGAUUUUCUCCCUGAUACACCACCAAGACUCCUGCAGGCUAAGCAGAGCCAGCCUAUGCCCAUCCUGACCGGCAUCAACGCCGACGAAGGCUCCUACAUAUUAAUCUAUACUGUUUCCAGCUUCAACCUGAAGAACGCCAGCUCCAUCGGCUGGGAGGAGCUACUGCGGGUGGUGAGGAUGAUAGUGCCAGAGGCACCAGAAGAGGCCAUCCGGGCCGUGGCACAGCAGUACAGCCAGGAGGGGCAGGGGCAGGGUGAAGCACAGUACCGAUGGGCCAUGGAUCAAAUCCUUGGUGACUACUUCAUUGUGUGUCCAGUAGCCGAGAUGGCUAGGCGAGAGGUGGAGACUGGCAGUCCCGUGUAUGCCUACGACUUUGCCCACCGCAGCAGCGGCUUGUCUACGCCUGAGUGGACGGGGGUGCCCCAUGGCUCUGAGCUGCCCUACCUGUUUGGGACCCUGGCGUCUGUGGGAGGAGCCAACCACACGCACACGGAGGCCGAGGCGGGGCUGAGCCGCAGGGUGAUGCGGUACUGGGCGGAGUUCGCCAGAAGUGGGAUCCCCACAGGGGUGGAGAGCAAGAGAGAGAAGUGGCCCCUCUACAACCCCAUAAAACAGAACUUCUUCCGCAUCAGACUAGAGUCAUCUGAGGUUGUGGAGCUGCCCCUCAGUCAACACUGCAGCAUCUUGGCAUCACAGCUUGCAGAGAAGCUGAAUCCCAAAGGAGCAGACGUGCCCAGCCUGGUGGGGCGUGAAUGAAGAGCUGAGCAAUUACAAUCCCCUGAAGGGGGGGAACCCUCCCUGCAGACAAGAGCAUCCAGUUCCUGUUAGCGCCUGUCAAUUCAUUAACGAGGAUCCUGCUAAUAAACCCCCUGGGAAUCCAUGGAUUGACCUUCCCUCUGCAAU